This is a messenger RNA of Plodia interpunctella (Indianmeal moth), 1820 nucleotides long. Its product is annotated as sodium channel protein Nach-like. Gene Ontology annotation, molecular function: ligand-gated sodium channel activity. Gene Ontology annotation, cellular component: plasma membrane. The record is from RefSeq and is a predicted model, not a curated record. Gene Ontology annotation, biological process: sodium ion transmembrane transport. The transcript has 8 exons. The coding region runs from base 222 to 1454 and encodes 410 amino acids. NCBI's taxonomy places the organism in Eukaryota, Metazoa, Arthropoda, Insecta, Lepidoptera, Pyralidae.
UCCUCGGAGAAAAGGCUGCGGUGAAGUUUGUUGCGCCGCUUCUUCUUCACCUGCUCUUUGGAAGCCGGCAGUAGACUUAGUUCAAGUAAUUUUUUGACGUGAAUAAGUGAUGUAUAUCAUCCUGAAUUGAAUAAAGAAUUUUGAAUUUUGAGUAUUGGAAUCCGGCGUGAGUUUUUUGACAUCCCUUACAGAAUUGAAACACAGACUCGUAUUAACAAAAAAUGGCAAAGAAGAUUAUGAAGCAUAAAAGAGAAAAGAAGAAGAAACAUCCAGCGAAGUACAGCUGUCUCUCUCUGAAGAGCAGUUUAGAUUCUGCGAAAUUGUCUCUCACUCCUGCCUACAACGUUUACGUGGAAUUUUGUCAGAAAACCACGUUACACGGUCUCCGGCAUACGGUCGAGCACUCAGUCCACUAUUUCGAAAGGUUCCUAUGGUUCGUGCUGACAGUGAGCGCGUUCGGUGGCGCCGUGUAUUGCGCGCUGAGCCAACUCUCGCGGUACAACUCCGAGCCAGUGGUGGUGUCGCUGCAGCGGGACUACAGGAACUUCUGGACCAUGUUCCCGGCGGUAACCGCCUGCUUCGUGGACAGGCUGGAGCCGGUUAAGGCGAAGGAGAUCAUUGAAAUGAACUGGAACGUGACAGAGGAAACUGAUCCAGAACGUUACGAAUACUACUACGGAUUCCUGGAGCUGGUCACGGACGUGUCCUUCCGCACAAACUUGCAGAACUUCUGGAAGUACCAGAACGACGACAGCCUACUUGAUGUGGACCUCAUGCAGCUGGUACUGGCGGUCCAUCCCACGAUGCUGCUCAAGGUCAUGAUAUCGGAUGUCACCAAGGAGGUGUACUGGGCUCCGGUGAUGACGGAAGUAGGUAUGUGCAUGACCUUCAACUCCCACUACGCGGAGUUCCAGUUCAUCCUUCAGGACGCGAAUUGGCACAACGACCAGCUGCUCAGGUGUCAUUACCAUAGCAGCCAGUGCUUCGUCAGGAUCGACGCUAUGAACAGGGCAGUCAGGUUCUUUAUACACUCGCCGUUCGAGAUCUCCACAUCGAUAUCCAACCCCACAGGGGAGGUGACGUCGGGGGAGGAGAUGAUACUAGACUUCAAGGCAGUUGAAAUCGAAGCAGCGCCGAGCGUGAAGCAUCUCCGGCCGGAACAACGCCGCUGCCGGUAUCCAGAUGAGUGGAUCAGUAAUAACAUUAAGGCUUAUAGUUUCGGUCUGUGUCAGCUGCAUUGCCGCAACCGAAUGGCUAUGAUGUUCUGUGGCUGUCGGCCGUACUUCUAUGUGAAAGGAGAUGGCCCAAUAUGCGACGCGCAAGGAAUGGCGUGUAUCGGGAGGAACGUGGAGAUUCUCAUUAACCUUCCCAAGAAUCUCGCCAAGUGCUCGUGUAUGCCACAGUGCAACGAACUCAACUAUUAUUCUCAUACGAAAAAAGUGUUUAUUCGGUGAGUAUACAACAGAAGCGGUGGUGGUGUAUUGGUUAAUUAAGACCCCAGGUUCGAAUCCUACUCGUGCCACAUGAGUUUGUAUAUACCAAUUUGACUCAUGUAUAGUAGUUUUCAUCGACCACCGCUUGCUUCCGGUGAAGGGAAACAACGUGAGGAAACCUGAACUCUGAUUGAUUAUUAACUUGUGUGUGAAAUGGAGAAGGCAAUGGCAAACCGGUCCAUAAAUAGUGCCGAAAAAUUUAUUGUGUAUCAUUCCACGUACCUAAUGACAACAACCCUCAGCCAUGAGGAAUCCGACUAAGUAAAGAAAUUUUUAUCAUUGAUGAUAGAACAAAAAAGAAAAAAGGUGGGAUAGGUCAAGUCUCUU